CAUUGUAGACCCCGCUACUGUGAAUACCGGCCUAUGAAUACGGGCCUAUGUAGACAAGCCUUUAACGGAGCUGCAUAGCAUGACGGAUAGACGUAGGCGCGGCGAGACGAGGAAACGCGGCGCGGAAGGAAGAGAGUGGUUGUGGGCUUUUGCGUGUGUUCUCCUCGUUUCGCGUAUAUUCCCGCAACACGGGGAAAUAGCGCAGACAUACGCGAGCGAGGGGUGUACCUCGCAACCUUGCGCUAAAUUCGAACGCGGAAGAAGAGGAAGAAGAAGCGCUUAACAAGAGCCUCUACCCGUGUCACCUGCGUGUCAGAUCCCGCCGGUUGCCGCGAAAUUCCGAACGAAUACGCCUAUACAUCUAGAGGAAGAGUCUCGUGUCUCCCUCGCGACUCGCAAUUGACAGUAUUUAGGGCCUCUCGCCAGAUAUGGUUCCAGCGGAUUAACACGUUCCGUGAUUACGCAGAUGGUCACACGGUGACGUCGAGCGAAUAAGUUGCCCGUGAUUAUUUCUGUUGUAUUUAUAGAGCGUACUCGGGUAUUUAUUUGUUUCCUCGUUCGAGUCCGAAGAAAUUAUGUACGUCCACGUUGGCUGACAUGUCCUAACCUGUGUCAUUGCGUAUCGAUUUUCCUGAUUAAAUUCGUUACAAUUGGAACACAAGUUGUAAGGAAAAAGCAACUCAGAAUGGAAUCAACUAUAGCUGGUCGAAGGAGGACUGCCACAAGGCAUUCUGCGGAGGAUCAAGCAUUGGAUCAAAUAGCUAAGGAGGCAGAAGCAAGACUUGCUGCUAGGAGACAGGCAAGAGCAGAAGCCAGAGAAAUCCGAAUGCGUGAAUUAGAGAGACAGCAAAAGGAAGCGGAGGAGAAUGCUGACAGGGUUUACGACAUGUGUGCAGCUGAUGUGAAUAGAACCAUGAGAAUAACUCCAGAUCCAGUACGUACAUCACGACUUCUUACAAAUUCCAAUAAUUUUCAAUCAAGUCGUAGAUCUUCAGAAGAUUCAUUAGAAGAUGCAGGAUUAAGUAGAGAUAUUAGGCUGGAAUUAAAAGAAUUUGAAGAAAAAUUCAGGAAGGCAAUGAUAGCUAAUGCUCAAUUAGACAACGAAAAAUCAUCUUAUGUCUAUCAAGUUGAUUUAUUAAAAGACAAAUUAGAAGAAUUAGAAGAAACAACUGUACAAUUACGUAGAGAAUAGGAAAAGAAUCGAGAUGCGGAGCAAUUAAAACGAGUCAAUCAGAAAAUAAAAGACGAUUUAAAUAUUUGUCGGGCACAAUUAUUAGAAAGAGAUACACUUAUACAAGAAAAUGGCUUAAUUAUUGUUGACAAUGAAGAAAGUGAAGAUGAAGAUAAUGAAAAUAUGGAAAAUAGAUCAUAUUGUAAAAAAAGGGUACUAGUCAGUACAGAAGCUGCAGAAUUAUUGGAAACAGCUGGCAGAGGUUCCCUAGAUGUUCGAUUAAGGAAAUUUGCUUGAAAAAAGGAAUUGCAAGAUGAAAUUCGACAUUUAAGAUUGGAAUUGGAAGACACUAGAAAUCGCGUGAGAUCCGAAAGAUCAUCUGGCUCAGUAUUAGCAGGUUGCUUAUCAGAAAACGAUGAUAUUCAGCGUGAAGCAAACAAAUUGUUAGCAGAUUAUAAAUUUAAAUUACAAAAAGCAGAGCAAGAUAUGUCCACACUACAAGCAACAGUAGCUAGAUUGGAAAGUCAAGUAAUUCGUUACAAAUCAGCUGCAGAAGCAUCUGAAACAGAAGAUGAAUUGAAAGUGGAGAAAAGAAAGUUGCAAAGAGAAGUAAGAGAAACGCAAGCUCGUGUAGAAGAAUUGGAGACUGCAAACACACAUCUUCAACGAUUAGACAAACUUAAAAAUGCAAAAUCGGCCCUUUUGAAGGAGCUUUGACAGAGUGAUGUUUGCAGAGAUGUACAAUGAAUGUCGUUUUACUUAUAUCUUGAUUACAUGUGCCGUUGUUGCCUCGAUAUUAAUACUACUUAACAUUUUGAAUUGUAGUUUACAAAGGCAAAGAUUGUGUAUUAUCGUUAACAUUUCACAUUUGCAAUGAACGUCAUUCGGACAUAGAAAAUUGCUACGAGAAAAAGAUUCUUUUUACAGUCAAAUUUUUGAUACCAACUUUAUUACUCUCGCAUUAUAGGAAUAGUCUUGCUUUAGUGAAAUAACAAGAGGACUUUUUAAUGCAAUUUAUAUGUUAAAUUUUUCUAUAAAUUUACAAGGAGUUAUGAAGCUAAUUCACAACUUUUAUAUAAAUGAUAAAUAAUAUAAAUAGUGUAUUUGUUCCUGUUUUGUUGCAAUAAAUUUAUGAAAAUUA
Nylanderia fulva is the source of this 2312-nucleotide messenger RNA. Its product is annotated as leucine-rich repeat flightless-interacting protein 2. The record is from RefSeq and is a predicted model, not a curated record. Lineage: Eukaryota; Metazoa; Arthropoda; Insecta; Hymenoptera; Formicidae. Gene Ontology annotation, biological process: regulation of DNA-templated transcription.